Cucurbitaria berberidis CBS 394.84 is the source of this 1604-nucleotide messenger RNA. Its product is annotated as glucosamine-6-phosphate deaminase. Gene Ontology annotation, molecular function: glucosamine-6-phosphate deaminase activity; identical protein binding. NCBI's taxonomy places the organism in Eukaryota, Fungi, Ascomycota, Dothideomycetes, Pleosporales, Cucurbitariaceae. The transcript has 6 exons. The record is from RefSeq and is a predicted model, not a curated record. The coding region runs from base 304 to 1344 and encodes 346 amino acids. Gene Ontology annotation, cellular component: cytoplasm. Gene Ontology annotation, biological process: D-glucosamine catabolic process; N-acetylneuraminate catabolic process; N-acetylglucosamine catabolic process.
CACGAGUGCCCCCGUGUUGCCAAGUAGGGAACGAGAGAAACUGCUCAAUGAGCCGAGUUGCUCAGAGAACGUGUUCGCAUCCGGCAACCCUCCCCGCUGUCACGCGUCCUGACAAAGAAGACCCUGAUCGAUGAACGAGCUUGCUAUCCUACCUUGCCCGCAACAGUUCCGUGAAGUCCUUGCAUCUCUCGCUGAUAACUCUGCCCCAUCCGCUGCAGAGUCCUGCAAACUACCUGAGAUCUUACCUCUUACCGCUCAUCCAAAUAGCCCCCCUCGAGUACCACAAGCAAGACAACGCACACCAUGCGACUAAUCAUCAGAGACGACCCUCAGGCUGCGUCCAAGUACAUUGCUGAUUAUCUCAUUGAACGCAUCAACGCCUUCAGCCCUACUUCAGAGAGGCCUUUUGUCCUGGGCUUGCCCACAGGAAGCAGCCCAGUCUUGAUCUACCAACAUCUUGUCCAACGCCACAAAGCUGGCGAAAUCUCGUUCCGCAAUGUGGUCACUUUCAAUAUGGACGAGUACGUUGGGAUCCCGCGAGACCACCCAGAGAGCUACCAUAGCUUCAUGUACAAACACUUUUUCUCGCAUGUUGAUGUGAAGCCCGACAACAUCAACAUCUUGAACGGAAACGCACUCGACUUAGAGCUCGAAUGCCACGAGUACGAAGAGAAGAUCAAGCGUGCCGGUGGCAUCGAGCUGUUCCUCGGCGGCAUCGGCCCUGAUGGGCACAUCGCUUUCAAUGAGCCCGGUUCCAGCCUCAAGUCUCGGACCCGUGUGAAGACGCUUGCGUACGAUACUAUACUCGCCAACUCGAGGUUUUUCGGAAACAACCUGGAUCAGGUGCCCAGAAUGGCGCUGACUGUGGGAGUUCAGACAGUGCUGGAUGCCCGCGAGGUUGUCAUCAUCAUCUUAGGCGCCCAUAAGGCCUUGGCCCUCCAGAGAUGCAUCGAAGGCGGUGUGAAUCAUAUGUGGACGCUGUCCAGCCUCCAACUACAUCCGCAUCCAUUGAUUGUCGUCGACGAGGAUGCUACGUUGGAGCUGCAGGUCAAGACUGUCAAGUACUUCAAGAGCAUCGAGAUGGUCGCCAACGAGCUCGGUUUCCGCCAAAAGCUUCCUCGAAAGCGCGACUCGCUCGUCGAACUGGGGACCUUGCCGCCUCCCGAGCCCCAAACAAACGGUAUCAAGUUGACCGUGCCGCAAGUCGACCUCUCGCGCUCAGCGAGUCCGGUUCUAGAACCAAUGAGCGCCCGACUUUCCGACGAGGAAGCGAGAACACUGCGGCCUAUGAAUGAAAUUGAGGACCAGCCAUCAAGCCGGAUGAGCGCUCGCGUCGGCAAUUGAAUCGGUAAACCUUUUUCAAGUGGAUGGUGAGAUUAUACCAGGGCAUAAAUGCUCUCUCCAGGGUAGAGGCUGGCUUCUCAAUCCAUAUUGAUUGCUCUUAUCUUAUAAACUGUUUAGGGAGUUGAAUGGCACUAGAUUGUUAGCAUCAGGGACGUAUAUGGCAGUACCAUCAUUCAGUACAAGACUGUACAGUAUGAGGAUAUGACUUGCAUGAUAGAGCGUUAGAUGCAUAUUUCAAUGAGACCAUGAGGCAGCGGCAA